Molecule: messenger RNA, 774 nt
Organism: Thyridium curvatum
Lineage: Eukaryota; Fungi; Ascomycota; Sordariomycetes; Thyridiales; Thyridiaceae
Exons: 2
Coding region: 1-774 (257 amino acids)
Molecular function (GO): oxidoreductase activity
Source: RefSeq, a predicted model, not a curated record
AUGGACAUCAAGCAGCUCUUCGACGUCAAGGGCAAAGUCGUCCUCGUCACAGGAGGCGCAAAGGGCAUAGGCCGCAUGAUCUCGGAGGGCUUCGUCGCCAACGGCGCGAGGGUGUACAUCUCGUCCCGCGACGCCGCCGCCUGCCGCCAGGCCGCCGCGGAGCUCAACGCCGCCGCGGCGGCCUCCGGGUCCGGCGGCAGCGCGGCCGCCCUGCCCGCCGACCUGCAGUCCCUCGACGCCUGCAAGAGGCUCGCCGCCGAGCUGGCCCGCCUCGAGCCGCAGCGGGGGCUGCACGUCCUGGUGCACAACUCGGGCGCCGCCUGGGGCGCGCCCUUCGACGCGCACCCGGACUCGGCCUGGACCAAGCUGCUGACGCUCAACCUGCACCGCACCUUCACCCUGACGCAGCUGCUCUGCCCGCUGCUGGAGAAGGCCUCGGUGCCCGCCGACGCAGCCGCGGGGACGGUCGCCGACCCGGCGCGCGUGAUCCACAUCGGCUCCAUCGACGGCAUCCGCGUCCCCGUGCUGGCCAACUACGCCUACGGCGCCUCCAAGGCGGGCCUGCACCAGCUGAGCCGCGCCCUGGCCGUCGAGCUCGGGCCGCGGGGCAUCACGAGCAACACCGUCGCCCCGGGCCCGUUCCCGAGCAAGAUGAUGAAGAGCGUGCUCGAGGACAUGGGCGACUCGAUCCGCGAGACGUCGCCGCUGGGCCGGAUCGGCACGCCCGAGGACGUCGCCGGCGCGUGCCUCUUCCUGGCGAGCCGGGCCGGGUGA